AUGUUCGGAGGAUCUUUAGCAAGAUGCCUCGGACCAACUCAGAUAGAAUAUGUGAUAAGAGAAGUACACGAGGUACAUUGUAGAAAUCACACAGGAGGAAGAUCCUUGCUAAAGACUUUAAUUAGAGCAGGAUACUACUGGCCAAAAAUGGAAGAAGAUGCAGAAAGUUUUGUGGCAAAGUGUGAUAAAUGCCAACGAUAUGGCAAUAACAUGCAUCGCCCAGCAGAGCUAUUACAUACGGUUAUUUCCCCAUGGAUAUUCAUGAAGUGGGGGAUGGAUAUCGUGGGACCAUUGCUACAAGAUAAAGGAAAGAAGAGAUUAGAGAAAUCAAAAGGCAAGUGGCCUGAGGUGCUACCAGCAGUAUUAUGGGCUUAUCGAACGAUAGCAAAGACAGGCAUGGGAGAGACUCUAUUUUCACUUGUUUAUGGUGCUGAAGCCUUAAUUCCUGUUGAAAUAGGUGAGCCAAGUAUGAGAUUUACACAAGCAACUGAUGAAUCAAAUGAUGAAGAGAUGAGAACGAAUUUAGAUUUACUCAAGGAAAAGAGAGAAGCGACUCUAAUAAGAAUGGCAGCUCAGAAGCAAAUUAUUAAGCGAUAUUACAACAUGAAAGCUCAUCUCAGAUACUUCAAGAUUGGGGACUUCGUUCUCAAUAAGGUUUUUCAAAACAACAAAAGCAAUUGGUGCAUAGAAGUUGAGUCCAAAUUGGGAAGGUCCUUACAAGAUUCGAAGCAUCGCUGGAAAAGGGGCUUAUGA
Molecule: messenger RNA, 753 nt
Organism: Nicotiana tabacum (common tobacco)
Lineage: Eukaryota; Viridiplantae; Streptophyta; Magnoliopsida; Solanales; Solanaceae
Molecular function (GO): nucleic acid binding
Source: RefSeq, a predicted model, not a curated record